Messenger RNA from Panthera uncia (snow leopard), 1607 nucleotides. It is a transcript of the gene KLF17, whose product is annotated as KLF transcription factor 17. Gene Ontology annotation, biological process: regulation of transcription by RNA polymerase II. Gene Ontology annotation, molecular function: DNA-binding transcription factor activity, RNA polymerase II-specific; RNA polymerase II cis-regulatory region sequence-specific DNA binding. The transcript has 5 exons. Lineage: Eukaryota; Metazoa; Chordata; Mammalia; Carnivora; Felidae. The coding region runs from base 229 to 1542 and encodes 437 amino acids. The record is from RefSeq and is a predicted model, not a curated record.
CCUGAUGUGCAGCCGAUCCCAGGCUGAAAUGGAGCAGGAGGCCGAGAGGCUGAGCCAGUGGCAGGAGGCUCAGCACCAGCUCGUGCAGUUAGUCACCAAGGAAUACUGCCUCGGACUUCCAAGCCAGUCCCCCACCAUUGUUAAAAGUCUGCCUCUUUUCCUUCCUUCCUCCAAUGCUUGAUCUCAGACUUGUCCACAGCAGUUCCAACUCAGGAUACUGAGAAGUCCAUGUCCAUCUUGGACAUGUCUCCAUCUCCUGGAAGCAGUGGAGUGGACGCCUCUUGGAAUGACGGCCCAUCAGGCACUCAACACUUCCCUCAGUGCACACAGCUGGAGAGGAUCCCCUUGGCCUUGACUGAGGCACCCAGGCAGAAUGCAAGUGAUAUGGGGCAACAGUUCAGUAUGUUGCUGCCAGAGCAUGGCGUGAGCUACUGCUCCCAAGUGAUUCACACUCCUUCCCAGAUGAUUUACUGUGAGGGGAUGUCUCCCUCCCAGCCAGGAAUGAUGAUUUUCAAGAGGUCCCAGAUGAUGGCCUUAGGAGAACCCAGUAUUCCAGGGAUGGCCAUGAACUUUUGUAGGAAUCUAAGGAUGCCCUCCAGUGGUCUACCAGUCUCAGCUCCCAAUGGAAUCUCCAUGAUGUCCCACAUCAAUGCACCCACAAUUUCUUAUUCUGGCCCACCAACGGUACCUUCUAAUAGAGACUCUUUAACACCUAAAAUGGUAUUGGCCCCAACUAUGUCUUCUACUGAGGCUCAGACAAUGCUCCCUUCUUUGGCUCAGAUGUCACCCCCUAGAGAUCCCCAUGAUUUUAGGAUGUGCCCAGCUGGGUCCCCAUCAUUGCAGGCUUUAAAAUCCCAAUACUCUCUCAUGAGCCAGCCAGCCUCCCCGGAAGACUCCUUCCUACCCAAGCAGCCCAUACGAGCUCCACAGCGAGUGGAGUGGAACUCCAGGGCCCAGGAAAGGGCUCCCAGGAGAUCCCCAGUUUCAAGGCCUUACUCCUGCCAAUAUGAGAACUGUGGAAAAGCUUAUACUAAGCGCUCCCACCUUGUGAGUCACCAACGCAAACACACAGGUGAGAGGCCUUAUAAAUGCAUGUGGGAAGGCUGUACAUGGUCUUUCUUCCGUUCCGAUGAGCUUGGACGACAUAUGAGGAUACACACCAGAUAUCGACCAUAUAGAUGUGAUCAGUGCAGCCGACAGUUCAUGAGAUCUGACCAUCUCAGGCAACACCAAAGGACUCAUCUGCGGCAGGUGAAUGAAGAGGAAAGAAUUCCAGACAGAAUGCUGGACCAACACAACUGCUCAGAGGAGAGUCAACCUGCAAGCUUCCAUUCAUUUGGCCAAUGUUCUUUGAGCCCACUACAAAGAGCAUCACAGCUGUGGGGACUCAUGGUGAGGGGCACAGAGACAAUGGAAGGGUGUGUCAGGGAAGAAAAACUUCUCAAAGAGGUGCCUGAGUCAGACGCGAAGAGCUUGUGGAGGUUAGCUAACCUCCAAUUUCCUGGACGUCUACCCUUGGCCAUGCCCUGUGUUGGACACUAAGGACUCAGAGCAUGACAGUGCCUUGCAGUGGAGCAUAAAAACCACAGAUAAACAUUCUGAAGUCA